Molecule: messenger RNA, 1532 nt
Organism: Periconia digitata
Lineage: Eukaryota; Fungi; Ascomycota; Dothideomycetes; Pleosporales; Periconiaceae
Source: the annotation of a GenBank genome assembly
AUGCGCGGCAUCUCACCCUUCCUGCCGCAUACAAUCCGCUGCCGCCACUUGUGCCCUUCUUCUCCAAACCUCCUGCACCGCCCGUACUCGCAGGGCCCCGCCGUUGCGCCCACAUGGCGACCCUCGAGCGCAUUGGACGAAUGGGUGCAGCGCGAGGCCAGGCCCAUCAGUCUGCGCUCGCUGUCCGUCUUCGGCCGCACCCUCACCGAACGACGUCUGCUUGACUCGGCCAACUACUGCCGUCUGGAGCUCCCCACGAGGAUGGCCCACCGCCUCCGCGAUAUCCAAACCCUCCCCUACGUCGUCGUUGCCAACCCGCACCUGGCAUACGUCUACGAGCUGUACCUGCGCGCCUUCGAAAAGUUCCGCCGCAUCCCCGAGAUCAAGUCCCUCGACGACUGCGAAAACUACUGCAAGAUUCUCGACGAGACCCUCAAGGAACAUGCUGCCGUCAUCCCGCGUCUUGCCAUUGGCGUCCUGGAGAUUCGCGGUCUCAUGAGGCCCGACGAAACAGACAGGUUCAUGAACACCAUGCUGCGAUCCCGCAUUUCGCGCCGUGUCAUCGCUGAACAGCACCUGGCCCUCACCGAGACGUUCAAUUCUCCCUGGCAUUUCCCCAACGCCCAGCCCACCCACGAUCCAAAUGCCGAGACCGUGGGCGAAAUCUUCCUCAAGUGCAACGCGAAGGAGGUUGUUGAUCGCUGUGGGGAGACCACCAAGGAGUUGAUCAAGCAGGCCUACGGCUCCCAUGUCGAGCUACCGGACAUCAAGGUCGAGGGCCAUCUCGACGCUACCUUCCCGUACAUCCUGAGCCAUCUGGAGUACAUUAUUGGCGAGCUGUUGCGUAACUCCAUUCAGGCCGUUGUCGAACAGCGUAAAUACAAGGAUGCCAAACCUCCGCCCAUUGAGGUCCUGAUCUGCGAAACCUCUCAACACGUCAGCAUUCGCAUUUCCGACCAAGGUGGAGGCAUACCGACCGAGAUCCUGUCUCACCUCUGGAGCUUCAGCAAAGGCCCUCGUCGUGAGAAACGGCUCCAAAAUCUGGCGCGCGUACCCAAGCUUCUGGGAGCCGCCGACAACGCGACUAGCAAGCAGCCCAUGGCCGUCGAACACCCAGCAUCGCUUUCAACCCUAACAGGCCGCCCGCCUACUCUUCGCCUCGGCAUCGGCCUGCCCAUGGCGAGAGUCUAUGCUGAAUACUGGGCAGGCAGUCUUGAAAUUCAUAAUCUCGAGGGUUUCGGUGUAGAUGCUUUCCUGCAAAUUUCGAAAUUAGGAAACAAGAAUGAACGGUACGUAAUGACUGAUUCGCUUACCCAUAUGCUCCUUCUCCCAUCCUGCCGCGCUUUCUGGAAUCGACCUUCUAACCUUCCUGCAGAUUGACGACCCGCGCUACCAUGGACGCAAUCUAGAAGUCGCGGGCCAUACGUGACGGCUAUGUCUGUCUCCGACAUCUUUGUUGAAAACGCUGGCAUCACCACACUGCAUCGCAUCGUAUCGUCCAGCACAAUAUCGCAUUCCACUCCAUUAUUGCU